Molecule: messenger RNA, 1194 nt
Organism: Lasiodiplodia theobromae
Lineage: Eukaryota; Fungi; Ascomycota; Dothideomycetes; Botryosphaeriales; Botryosphaeriaceae
Exons: 1
Coding region: 1-1194 (397 amino acids)
Source: RefSeq, a predicted model, not a curated record
AUGGACAUCAAAUACCCCGAACCCCACACCGCUUUGGAACAACCGGACGCCCUGAGAGGUGCUCUUGAGAAGCUCAAAAGCAAUUCAAAUGCCGAUCCUGUUUUUGAGUGCUACGCAUUCGAGGACGACAGAUGGAGGUUUCCCCCUGGAUCUCGGUGCCAUAAGGAGUGCACUCUUCCUCUCCACGAAGCCAACUACGGCUUGAAUCUCCUUAGACAGGCAACUACCCCAUACACUGCACGACAAGCGACAACCUUCAUCCGUCUCCUACUCUGCAGCCGUCACUAUGAGCAAACACAAUUCUUUUUGAGUCUACUCAUAAGCCUGACGGAGCUCGAUGACCAAAAGGAGAUCUCGAAGGCACAUGUCAACGACAUCUUUCUCUUUCAGUUCUCAUCCUCCCUGGCCCUACGCCACAAGGCCCCAAUGAAGCGGCAUGAUUCGCUUGUGCCCGAAUCCUCUUUGCGUCCUUCCGCAGCACCUGCCCCGGCCAUCGAACUUAAAGUAUCUACACCUCAGCCCAGUGGGCUGUACGCCAACCUGGAGUUUCCCUCUGCUAGGUCGGAGGUCCUUUAUCACACGGAACUCCGAUGCAUUGGAUUCAUCACAGAGUACAUGCGCUGCCCGUGCAUCAUCGCAGGUUCGGCCAGAACCACGGCUCAGCAAGCUCUGACGUCGUACGUCGAAAAGCCGCAAAUAGGCAUCCUGCAGCCUCUCCUCCAGAACAUGCUUUGCCCCACGCAUAGAGGUUCUGGGCUGCUGGAUGUCUAUCGCGAGAAGUGGGCAAACCACUUUACCUUUGUCUACAACUUCGAGCAGCGUGUUCCACCCCUUUCCCAAAGCGAUCAGCAAGUCGACAGUAGCAGGUUUCGCUUCACUUAUAAGCCUCCAUCUUCGCCCGUUACCUCGAAGCAACCUGCACGCAGACCGCGUAUCAUUAGGAAUGAAACUUCAGAAAAUAACUUCGGCGGUGCCAGCGGCGCUCCGAAGCUUGAGGAAGACCACGACGUCGCCAGUCACACCCCACAGUCGCUCAAAGUGGUCCCUGUGGCCGUUCCCGGUCCUGGAAGCCGCGGCGCCUUUCUGACCCCUCUGCAAACCCGAUGGGCUGAAGCCCUUGCGAGCUCUUUGGAUGACGAACUUGACGAUCGUCCUAAAAAGGCGACUGCCGCGCAGCUCGCUAAGAGAAAGUAA